Molecule: messenger RNA, 1852 nt
Organism: Dothidotthia symphoricarpi CBS 119687
Lineage: Eukaryota; Fungi; Ascomycota; Dothideomycetes; Pleosporales; Dothidotthiaceae
Product: DOT1-domain-containing protein
Exons: 1
Coding region: 191-1684 (497 amino acids)
Biological process (GO): DNA repair; DNA damage checkpoint signaling; regulation of transcription regulatory region DNA binding
Cellular component (GO): nucleus
Molecular function (GO): histone H3K79 methyltransferase activity
Source: RefSeq, a predicted model, not a curated record
CGCAGACGAUUGGCCAAGUGGUUGCUGCCUCCCGUCACGACCCUCUGCACUCUUUAUUCUCCUCCCGGGCCAGCUGACCCAUACACUCGUUGCGGCCCCGCGCCAGACGCACACACGACACACACACGACGCACCCUCGACGCACCCGCCCGAACGCAAACUUUUGGCUGCCACCACGACAUCACGAGACAUGACGCCCACCAUGUUCUCCAAAAACCCGCCCAAGAUCCGCACCAAGACGGUCAUAGUCAAGCGGGAGGUCCGCCCCGUGACAAGCAGGAGCAACAGCGCCACGUCGGCGCCGCCAGGGAACAGAUACCGGCUGACGGCCGCUCCCCCGACGCAGCCCCAGGUGCGGGAGCCCGCGCGCCAGACGCUGUCCGUGUCGCGCGUGCAGCAGCGCAAGCGCAAGGCGUCGCCGAGCACGCCGCAGUGGGCCAGCAGCGACGAGUCGAGCGACGACGCCGACGACACCGACCUGCUGGGCGUCAAGCGCCAGAAGACGCGCCUGAACAGCAGCAGCAUGGAGCCCAUGACGCUGAACCGCACCCUCGAGCCCGACCCCAACCGGCGCAUCCGCAUACAGGACUCGGACACGGACGGCGACAAGAGCGAGAAGAGUAAAAAAGGCCGUCUAAUACAGGGCCUCGACAUGUCGCGCGACGAGGGCGCAAAGGACUUCAAGCCCGCCUUCUCCGGCCACGACAAGCCUCCCGUCGUCGAACUGCAGUACCCCUCGCCCUCGCGCCCGGAGCCCUUCGAGGCCGUCGACCCUCUCGACUCACGGGAAGGCUACGCCCCGCUCGAGGACAUCUACUUCAGCAUCGAGGAGAUAAUCCAGCACUACCUCCCCUCGGACCUAUCCAGCUUCCUCUCCUCCGACGCCGAAGGCACAGUACGCCUGCUAAAGCGCGCCGUAGCCAAAAACAGCAUCCCGGACUUCCUCGCCGAGCUCUCCGCCUUCAACAAGCUAAUCCGCGAAAACACCGCAGACGGCACAAUCCCCCGCAUCCUAGACACCAUGCACGCCCUCCCCCUCAGCCUCGUAAAACGCAUCACAGCCCAAACAUACAACCGCAUCGUCUCGCCCCACGCCCACCGCCUGCGCAAAGUAAAGGGGAAAGAAACUACCUACGGCGAACUUCUCCCGCCCUUCGUGCAUAAAAUCUUCCACCAAACAGCCCUAAACUCCUCCCACGUCUUCGUCGACCUCGGCUCAGGCGUCGGAAACGUCGUCCUGCAGUCCGCCCUCCAAACCGGCGCCGCGUCACACGGUAUUGAGAAAAUGCCCCUCGCUGCCUCCCUCGGCGCACGUCAGGCGUCGGAACUGCGCGCCCGCGCCCGUCUGUGGAACAUCGCGCUCGGUCCGCUUGCCCUCGCGCACGGCGACUUCCUCGACACCCCCGCUAUCGACGCCGUGCUGCGGAUUGCCGAUGUCGUGCUGGUGAAUAACAAGGUGUUUGGCGAGGCGCUGAAUAACGCUCUCUUGCAGAAGUUUCUCGACUUGAAGGAGGGGUGUAGGGUUGUUAGUUUGGAGUCGUUUGGUGGCGGGGCGAAGCAGGGGGUGAGGAAUGAGCAGAGUAUCGCCGGGCUUUUUGAUGAGGAGAGGUUUGAGUCUGGGACUGAUAGUGUGAGUUGGACGGGGGAUAGUGUCGAGUAUUAUAUUGCUACGAAGGUGCGGUAGGGAGUGGUCUUCUGUUCUUCUGUUACUCCUUUUUUUCUGUUGUCCUCAGGUGGAUUCUUGCGGUUUCUUGCUUCUCUUCGACGACGAGCGGUUGUAGAUUUAUACUUAUGGGUUUUGUGUAGAUCGGUUUCUCGGCGCGUUUCGACAGAAGGCUGGGGAACCUUAGAG